Molecule: messenger RNA, 1558 nt
Organism: Magallana angulata
Lineage: Eukaryota; Metazoa; Mollusca; Bivalvia; Ostreida; Ostreidae
Product: homeobox protein Nkx-2.5-like
Exons: 2
Coding region: 129-1109 (326 amino acids)
Biological process (GO): regulation of transcription by RNA polymerase II; cell differentiation
Cellular component (GO): nucleus
Molecular function (GO): RNA polymerase II cis-regulatory region sequence-specific DNA binding; DNA-binding transcription factor activity, RNA polymerase II-specific
Source: RefSeq, a predicted model, not a curated record
GAGAUGCGGAGGUCUCUCUAUUAUCGUAUGGAGCAAACACUUGGUCGUGACAAACAGGCUCUACACAAUCUGAAAGAGUUUUGACAAGAGAGUGUAGCAUAGUGAAGUGGAUUUUUGGUAGUGUGGACAUGUCUAUGCAAUAUUCCAAUCAUUCCGUAAUGAACUUGUUAAGCCCCGGCGGUCCACCUUGUUGGCCCGAGCACCAGACGAUGCACUUGGACUAUUACAAUGGCUAUGGGAUACCAAUGGACAACAACAGGAUGGACCAGCUGCAUAUGUACAACAGUAACCAGGCCUGUAUGUACGGAAAGUCCCCGUCUCCCACCCUGCAUUCUCCAAUACAGCAGGGUUACACUUUGACAAACCUAUCCUCUUCUGUAUCAAACGGUAUGUCUUUACCUGUGCAAACUGGCGACAACCCUAAUAUCAAGACGGAACCGGACUCUCACGUACCUGGAGAUAUCCGAACCUCACAGUCCUCGCCGGAUCUGAUGUCUCCCGGAUCUUCAUCGAUGUCCACAGAAAACGGAUCCUCCAUCACUCCCAAAAGCGAAAGCAACGAAAUCAUGGAAAACCUUGACAAACAUAAUGGAAACUGUAGUCAAGCCCCUUCGCCAUUAGAUGAAAACGACAACGACAAAACUUCGGAAAAGUCCGGAGAAUGCAAUCUUAUGAAGCAGCGUACCCGACGAAAACCCAGGGUGCUAUUUUCUCAGGCGCAAGUGUUCGAAUUGGAAAGAAGAUUCAAACAACAGAGAUAUCUAUCCGCGCCCGAAAGGGAACAACUCGCUAACUUACUCAAACUGACUUCAACACAGGUGAAAAUUUGGUUCCAAAACAGAAGAUACAAAUGCAAACGUCAAAGGCAAGACAAGAGUUUAGAACUGUCUUCCAUGCCCCCACGACGAGUGGCCGUUCAAAUGUUAGUACGUGACGGUCGGCCAUGUUUGCCGCAGAACGUCCCAGGGGCCCCUUAUUCCGCGUCAUCAUAUAGUUCCCCCUAUUACCCUUCUCUGAACAGUCAUGUCUCGUCGGCCGUUCCUAUUAACCCCAUGCAGCAGAACCCGUAUGCAAACUCACAGAUCGCCCAAGGGAUACGGUCUUGGUGAUUUUUUUAUAUUUGACAUCUUUUUCGUUGUAAAUAUAUUCUAUUGUUUGUAAAUAAGAGUUGUAUUUUCAUAUAAGAAUUAUGUGAAAAGGGAGUUGUGUUUCAUGCCAAGUCCAUUUCAUUUUCUGAUUUUUUUUAAUGCAUCGACUAAAAAUCUUAUACGAUUUUUUGGAAACAUGUCAUGAACAUGAAUUGUAUCUCGUGUGACUGGAGAGUGCUGCAAGAUAAAUACGACUGAAUAUGAAAUGGAUUCUUAAAUGCUCUUUUAAUUUUUUGAAAUUAAGAGAAAAAUGGAUCAUUUAUAUUCAUUCGAAAAUUGUUAACAAUUUGGAUUAUUUUUUUAUUUUACAAUUUUAUACCUUCAUAUAUUGAUGCCAUGUUUUUGAACAAAAGAAUUGUUUUAAUUUGUACAAAUGAUGAUGAAAAAAAAAAUAAAGAUUAACAAACCAA